AUGUCUCCGCAUCACUCUUUACGCCACUUUAAGAAGGGAAUCUCGUUAACGACACAAUGGACGGGGAAGGAGCAUAAAGAGAUGGAGAAGGUGUUUCUUGGACUGACCGCCAAUGCAACUGACCCUCGCGUGCUCCGUGCUGUUCGGGGUCUCCUGGACUUCACCUAUUACGCUCAUUUCCGGGUUCAUUCUGAUGAAUCGCUCUCCCUGAUGGACACUGCCUGGUCGAAUUUCCACGCAAACAAGGAAAUAUUCGAAACUCUAGGUAUCCGGGAACACUUCAAUAUCAGCAAAAUCACGAAGCUCAAGCAUUACACGGACUCGAUUCGAUCCCGCGGCGUAACUGGCAGUUUCAAUACUGAGCACACAGAGCGCUUGCAUAUCGAUUUCGCCAAGUCGAGCUACCGUGCAAGCAACCACAAGGACUAUAUUCCCGAGAUGAUCAAAUGGCUAGAGCGCCAGGAGGCUGUUCGAAAGUUUGCUUCAUACUUGGAGUGGGCUGUUCCGGGUUACGAAGCCGAGUUCACAGCUCUUGAAUCUGCUACGUCCGAUCUCUCACUUAAUAGCCCUGAGGCUAACUCAACCAGUGACGACACUGAUGAUAUCGACACCCUUGACGUUGAUGAUAUCCAGUCACAUCGUCUCUCUAAGAAGCCGGCCUUCCGUAAUAUUCCGAUCACACAACUCUCACAAGACUAUCAUGCACCAGACUUGUUGUUCCGUGUCAACGACUUCUUCCGCGACAAUUCCAUCCCUCUCCUUCGCGAACUCACAUCCACAUCUCCUCUUGACGUCUAUAAACUUGCCUCCCUUACGCUUCCGGCAAUACCGGAAAUCUCGUCAACACCCGUUUUGGAUAAAUUUCGUGCUGUCAAGGGAGAGCAUAGAAAAGAGACACCAAAUGGACUCAAGCCAGCCAAAGCUCCAUGCUUUGAUACUGUGCUGAUACACAUUGGUGAAGGCCCAGUUGAUUCCAUUACUACUCUUCGUGCUGCUCGACUUCGGCUGAUAUUCCGGGUUCCUGAUACACAUGAUUCUACUUCAACUCCACUUGCUUAUGUGGAAUGGUAUACUCCUUUCACACGAUUCAGCACUGACCUUGGCAUGUUUGAAAUCUCCCCCUCUACUCGCCAUCAUCGCCGACAUUCCCAAGUUGUCAAGCUCUCACACGUAAUCCGUUCAUGCCAUCUGAUUCCUGUGUUUGGUGCCAAACAGGUCAGGGCAACAUGGGUUUCUGAAUAUGUUUUAGACCAAGCAUCAAAUUUUUACCUCAAUCCUUAUCUUCGUCAUCAUGAUUUCUUUCUCCUUCGCUAUAGGCCUGAUCUCGAGCACUUCCGAAAGCAGGAACAGCUGCGUCGUGCUCGGAUUCGAAAACUGGGUCGUGCAGGUCGUUUUACAGAUAAUAUAUAA
Mycena indigotica is the source of this 1410-nucleotide messenger RNA. RefSeq lists its product as uncharacterized. The record is from RefSeq and is a predicted model, not a curated record. The transcript is spliced from 2 exons. Lineage: Eukaryota; Fungi; Basidiomycota; Agaricomycetes; Agaricales; Mycenaceae. Bases 1 to 1410 code for a protein of 469 amino acids.